AUGGCCACUAAGCAGAGCGAGGAUGUAUCCAGAGACAUGACGGACGAGAGCCAAAGCAGUGGACUCAUAGAGAGGAUCAGGAAGUUCAACCCCAAGGAAGUUUUGACCUGGCAGUUGGCCAAGUCGUUGGCGAUGGGUCAGGGCCUGGCUGCACUCAUCUGUGGGACAGCCAUCACGUCCCAGUACCUGGCCACCAGCUUCCAUGUGAACACUCCCAUGCUGCAGAGCCUCCUCAACUACAGCUUGCUGUGUGCCACCUACAGCACCAUGCUGCUCUGCACAACAGGGGAUGGAAAUAUUUUACAGAUACUGAAGAGGCGAUGGUGGAAGUACCUCCUGCUGGGGCUGGUGGAUGUGGAAGCCAACUACACUGUGGUUAAAGCUUAUCAAUACACCACCCUCACCAGUGUACAGCUGCUGGACUGCUUUGUGGUUCCCGUCCUGAUGAUCCUCUCCUGGUGGGUUUUGAAGACACACUACAGGCCGGUCCACUAUGUGGCUGUCUGCAUUUGUCUCCUCGGAGUGGGGGCCAUGGUGGGGGCAGACCUGCUGGCUGGACGAGACCAGGGCUCCACCUCAAACAUCCUGUUGGGUGACGGUUUGGUGCUGCUCAGUGCCUCCCUGUACGCGGUCUCUAAUGUGUGUCAGGAGUACACAGUGAAAAACCACAGCAGGGUAGAGUUCCUGGGCAUGGUCGGCUUGUUUGGCACAAUCAUCAGCACCAUACAGAUGGUGAUCCUGGAGCGUAAUGAAGUUGCUGCCAUCCAGUGGAGCUGGCAAGUGGGGCUCCUGUUCUCUGCCUAUGCUCUGUGUAUGUAUGCUUUGUACAGCUGUAUGCCCAUAGUGAUCAGGCUGAGCAGCGCAACCUCCGUCAACCUCUCCCUUCUCACAGCCGACCUCUUCAGCCUCUUCUGUGGGAUCUUCCUCUUCCAGUAUAAUUUCUCCGGGCUCUACCUGGUCUCGCUGGUGGCCAUCCUCAUUGGCUUCAUCGCCUUCAACGCCGUGCCAACGCCCUCUGACCGCAUUGAGCCCACCACCAACUCCUCCAUCAGAGAAGAAGGUUACUAUGACAAUCCGGUGGCCUCUCAGGAUGACAUCAUCAAGCAGGAGGUGGCCGUGACGAUUGCCACUGAGGAGGAAGAGGAGACGAGAGGAGAGAAUGAAGAGGUAAGGCAGAAGAGGAGGAAGAAAAGGUCUUCAAGGUCAACACAGAGCCAUGGAAGAUGGAGUGAAGAUGAUGGAAAUGAUGAUGUUGGACAAAGCACUAAAAUGUGAACUACAGCACAAAAACCUGUUUAUAUGUCAAAUUUUAAACAUAAGAAGAAACAAGAAACAGAUGAAAAGAAA
Molecule: messenger RNA, 1347 nt
Organism: Plectropomus leopardus (leopard coralgrouper)
Lineage: Eukaryota; Metazoa; Chordata; Actinopteri; Perciformes; Serranidae
Product: queuine/queuosine transporter SLC35F2-like
Biological process (GO): transmembrane transport
Cellular component (GO): membrane
Molecular function (GO): transmembrane transporter activity
Source: RefSeq, a predicted model, not a curated record